Pan troglodytes (chimpanzee) is the source of this 1139-nucleotide messenger RNA. It is a transcript of the gene OR2T3, whose product is annotated as olfactory receptor family 2 subfamily T member 3. Gene Ontology annotation, cellular component: membrane. Gene Ontology annotation, molecular function: G protein-coupled receptor activity; olfactory receptor activity. The record is from RefSeq and is a predicted model, not a curated record. Gene Ontology annotation, biological process: G protein-coupled receptor signaling pathway. NCBI's taxonomy places the organism in Eukaryota, Metazoa, Chordata, Mammalia, Primates, Hominidae.
UGACUUUUCUUUUCCCUCAGGUGGAAACCGUGAGCCAGUCAUGUGCUCAGGGAAUCAAACUUCUCAGAAUCAAACAGCAAGCACCGAUUUCACCCUCACGGGACUCUUUGCUGAGAGCAAGCAUGCUGCCCUCCUCUACACCGUGACCUUCCUUCUUUUCUUGAUGGCCCUCACUGGGAAUGCCCUCCUCAUCCUCCUCAUCCUCCUCAUCCUCUCAGAGCCCCGCCUCCACACCCCCAUGUACUUCUUCAUCAGCCAGCUCGCACUUAUGGAUCUCAUGUACAUAUGCGUGACUGUGCCCAAGAUGCUUGUGGGCCAGGUCACUGGAGAUUAUACCAUUUCCCCAUCAGGCUGUGGGAUCCAGAUGUUCUUCUACCUGACCCUGGCUGGAGCUGAGGUUUUCCUCCUGGCUGCCAUGGCCUAUGACCGAUAUGCUGCUGUUUGCAGACUUCUCCAUUACCCACUGCUGAUGAACCAGAGGGUGUGCCAGCUCCUGGUGUCAGCCUGCUGGGUUUUGGGAAUGGUUGAUGGUUUGUUGCCCCCCAUUACCAUGAGCUUCCCCUUUUGCCAGUCUAGGAAAAUCCUGAGUUUUUUCUGUGAGACUCCUGCCCUGCUGAAGCUCUCCUGCUCUGACGUCUCCCUCUAUAAGACGCUCAUGUACCUGUGCUGCAUCCUCAUGCUUCUCGCCCCCAUCAUGGUCAUCUCCAGCUCAUACACCCUCAUCCUGCACCUCAUCCACAGGAUGAAUUCCGCCGCCGGCCGCAGGAAGGCCUUGGCCACCUGCUCCUCCCACAUGAUCAUAGUGCUGCUCUUCUUCGGUGCUUCCUUCUACACCUACAUGCUCCCGAGUUCCUACCACACAGCUGAGCAGGACAUGAUGGUGUCUGCCUUUUACACCAUCUUCACUCCUGUGCUGAACCCCCUCAUUUACAGUCUCCGCAACAAAGAUGUCACCAGGGCUCUGAGGAGCAUGAUGCAGUCAAGAAUGAACCAAGAAAAGUAGUAAAGGGCAAGCAUUGUCCCCUCCUCUUUCUAUAAUUCCGUUACUCCCUAUCUCUCCUCUCUUUUGCCCUCAGGUCCCCGGGUCCCCAGCACAAAGCCCACUCAUAUUUUCCUUCUUUCUUAUACGUGGCGUUUUC